Colletotrichum karsti is the source of this 1311-nucleotide messenger RNA. Its product is annotated as amp-dependent synthetase ligase. The coding region runs from base 1 to 1311 and encodes 436 amino acids. The transcript has 2 exons. The record is from RefSeq and is a predicted model, not a curated record. Lineage: Eukaryota; Fungi; Ascomycota; Sordariomycetes; Glomerellales; Glomerellaceae.
AUGACAGUAUCCAAGGUGAAUGGGGUCAACCCCCGAGAUCUAUCAGACUUGCUCGAGUUUGUGAGACUCAAUUCACCGUUCUACGCGAAGUUUUGGGAGUCCACGAUUGUCACAAAAGACGAGCCAGUCUCACUGCAAGAACUACCAACUGUUGAUCAUGAGUCAUUUUGGAGGGCAAACACAUGUCUCAACAGUCAAGUUGUGACAUCGAAGCAGAAGAACGGCAUCAUCUUCAAGACAGGAGGAACGACAAACAACCCAAAGGUCUCAUUUUACGACCAAAGGGAACUUCAUGGCCUUUCAACUCAGCUGGCCGAGUCCCUAGCAAGAUGUGGUGUGAGAGAGGGUGACAUGGUCGCCAAUCUCUUCUACGCAGGAGACCUCUAUGGCAGUUUCUUGCUGCAUAUCUUGUCUGUGUAUCAUCUCCCUGGAGGUGCUAUCCAACUCCCAGUCGCCGGGCACGUCGGAAUUCCGUCCAUGGAAAGACAUAUAGUCGAGUUUGAAGCAACCGUAGUUCUUGCUACAGUCACGACCAUGUCACAACUGGCAGAACGUAUCCUCGAGGCAGGAAAAACGCAUCCCUCUGUUCGUCUACUAUUGUUCUCGGGCGAGGCUUUCUACGAUGACCAGGCUGGUCUAUUGAAGGCAGCAUUCCCGAACGCAACCAUUAGAUCGGUCGUCUACGGUUCUAUGGACUGCGGCAUCAUCGGCCUUCCACCAAAACCAGAGCAUUACAACAACGAUCCUCGCCUCCACCAGGUCAACAGCCCCAACAUUAUCGUCGAGAUCGUCAACGACGACGGCGAGGUGACCACAACUCCAGGGGAGGCGGGAAGUCUCGUUGUUACCAACGUCGAACGGCGCCUCAUGCCCAUCAUUCGCUAUCCCUCCGGCGACCGGGCUGCGUGGGUUGACCCGACGCUGGGACUCUUCCGUGUUCUCGACAGAGACCGUACUGCCAUCCGACUCGGGCCUGUAUCUAUUGACUUCGUGGACUUGCGACGAAUUGUCUCGACAGUACUCCAAGACAGGCCGGUGGGCAAGAUCCAGGCCGUCGUGACGAGAAAAGACAGAAAGGACCUUCUGACCAUGAACGUUGCUUUCAAACCGGGUACUGAGGAGGAAAGUUCACAGCUGCAGGCUAGGUUCCGAAAGGAGUUGGGUGUGGUACGACCGAUGUUUCGAGAACAUGUCGAGAAGGACCUGAUCAAUGAGCUGAAGAUUAACUUUGUCACUAUGCAGGAACUCGCUGUCAACCCUAGGAGUGGGAAGAUUGUCGAGGUUCUAGAUCUCAGGUCUACAACAGUGUAG